Asterias rubens (European starfish) is the source of this 674-nucleotide messenger RNA. Its product is annotated as chromatin modification-related protein MEAF6-like. The record is from RefSeq and is a predicted model, not a curated record. Gene Ontology annotation, cellular component: NuA4 histone acetyltransferase complex. The transcript is spliced from 7 exons. The coding region runs from base 21 to 650 and encodes 209 amino acids. Lineage: Eukaryota; Metazoa; Echinodermata; Asteroidea; Forcipulatida; Asteriidae.
CAUCCGGGAACCCGGGCAAAAUGUCGUCCAAAGCUUUGCCGGUGCAAACCGAUACGAGAGCAGAAUUAGCCGAAUUGGUGAAAAGGAGAGCCGAAAUUGCGGAGACGCUUGCUAACCUUGAGAGACAGAUCUACGCUUUUGAGGGCAGUUACCUUGAAGAUACUGCCCUCUAUGGUAAUAUCAUUAGAGGAUGGGAUCGCUACCUAACUAAUAAAAACACAAACAGCAAGACGGACAAGAGAAAUCGGAAGUUCAAAGAAGCUGAUAGACUCUUCUCAAAGUCAUCCAUUACAUCCCAUGGCUGCCUCGGUUUGUCAGAUUCACAGCAAAUGCCUGACAAAAAGCCAUCACCCUCUCAACCAUCACAGUCGUCUUCCCAAUCUACUUCUUCUCUUUCUACUCCCACUGAUGGAGAAUUGCAUGAGAUGCAGAGUAGUCGAGAUGCCUCAGCAUCAUCCUCCAAAUCCGAAAUGGAUGGUAAGAAUGAAGGUGAUGCAGAGAAACACAUGAAUAAUGCGGGAGGAAAUACAUCAAAUCAUGUGGGCAAGACACAUCGCAGUUCACAUGGCCACAAGAAAAGGAAAAACAAAAGCAGACAUCGGCUAGAGGCCCGAUUGAAAAAGAGCAGACACUCAGAAGAUGCUAAUUGAACAAUGCUGAGGUCAAAGGUCAAA